GAUGUUUGUAUGUGUUUGUGUGUUCAGCUGCCAAAACAUAUCCACCCCGACACACUUCGGUCGGCUGUAUGAUCUGUGUAUUUUAUCUUCAUCAUGUCACGACAUAGGCUUGUACGCAAUAUCAACAUACAAGACGAAUUAGACGACAAUGCUCUUUCCGACGGAGGGGACGAAGUGACGGACGAACAAUAUGCCCAAUUGGAAAGUGGCCUAGCACACGUCAGAGCUGUCAUGGGAGACGAAGCUACAUCAGCGCUCGAUGAUGUUGUCAUCAAGGAUGCCCUAUGGGAGAGUUAUUUCGACAUAGAGAAAGCUGUAGGGUGGCUUUACGAAGAACAAGAGAGGAGGAUUGCGGCUCAGGAGCGUAAAGCUUUCCCCCGUUCUAAAUCCCAUUGGUGGGACCGCUUUCGCCGCAAAGGAGAUGAUGAACAGGAAGUGCAUGAACAGGGCACUUCGGGCCAAUACGAACCGCCCUACUCGGCCGCAGAAGCGGGACUUUAUCCGGAGGAUAUAGAGCGACCUCGUGGCCCCCUAAUUAUGUUGGCACAGCAUGGCCACUAUCAGCCAGACUACUGCCCAGUGGAUUGUGUCGCGUGUAGCCCAGAUGUAGAUCCUGACGAUUUGCCCAUGGGUUUUAUGCCUCGCGCCUCUCGACUCAGCACCAUAACGGAACUUACCGAGCGGACUGAGCCUUCCUGCCACAGACAUUCCAGACGGCAGCUGGUUAAUGGUGCCCGCGCAUCGCUAUCUACAGGUACAACAUCCUCGUACGGUCAGGUUAUAGGCCGCCCCUCAGAUCGCUAUUCAAACAUGUAUUAUCCCCCACAGCCCUUAGAUCCAAACGAGAUACCGCCUUCACCGUCACCCUCGGCUGUACAUAGACUGUCAACCUACGAUUCUGCACCAUCAGCCCUUUCCUCGGAGACGGGAUCAGAAGUAUCUGCCGAUGGCCCAAGGUUUCGGGCACCUAGUGUCUCUGUUCCCCCAGUAGAUACUAUCCCAGAUAUUCCCGAUUCCUUAUCGAAAGCCAGCGAUGUGCCUCCGCCUCCGCCCAAGAAGGAUUUUCCUUCUCGUCCACAGCCUGCGAAACGCUCUAAACUGGCAACCCUUGCCAGCUCGCGUGCGAGUACUAUAUCAAGCUCGCGCUCAUCAGCCUUGGAAACCACCUCGGUACUCACGUAUCCUGCUCUGCGGCCCUCCCCCGAGUCUCGUCUUUCGUUUGCUUCACGCACUACAACCGUCAAGGCUCCCCCUUCUGAGGCAUCCGAAAACUCGGAGGGAACCAUUCGAGGCAUCCCCGCACCUUCAGAGAAGACGUUAUCUUCAGUCAAAGCACCAUCUACUACUCCAUCAUCAAUGUCUUCUCUUGUGCGGAGGGCAAUCGACAAGGCCAUGGAAUUGGAGCAACAAAAUAGUCGCGAGACAGCUCCGCAGGCUCUCGCGAAGAGUUUAUCUAAAACUUCUAUAUCAGCGACCAAGCCUUCUGAGACAUCGCCUUCGAUUCCUGGUGGAACUCCUGAGACGCCCGUGACGCACAGUGAGUCUGGCGCACAAUCGCGUCCUCAAUCCAAACUUGCGAAGCUCGCGCAAGCGAAGGCUAAUGGCGUCGUGCCCUUGAUUCCUAAAUCUAUCCCCCAUGUUCCCCCAGUCCCACUUCCGAAACCUCGCACGGAAUAUUUCACACCGAUAGCCAAUGGCGCUACAGCUACCACAGCCAUCACCACCUCUUAUCAAACCCUUCACAGUCUUUCGACGUCUAAGACCCCACAGCCUGUGCCACUUGUACAGAUGCCCGGCACCGAGGUAAAGCAGUCGAAACUGGCAUCGAAGGCGAAGAAGGCCCAAGCGAAACCCCCUUCGCAAUCAAGUGCGACUGACGAUGAGGGCAGCAUUCCUGCUCAAUCUCCACUCUUCCUCUCGAAGUCAUGUCAUUCUCGUGCGUCACCUUCGGCAUUCGCCUCCUUGCUACUCGACGAUCGUCUAACAUUCCAUGAAGCGGGCAAACACAGAAAAAAUUCUCGAUAUGGGAGAGAGCAACUAAAGCUAGUCGAGGUGUACUCUUCUCAGAGCCGGUCAACGCUUGAUCUAGAUGCUAGGGGUCAGCAAAGAUGUCGCCGUACGAAACCGAACCUUCCAGAUAUGACAGUCCAGCUUGGUUUCGCGUUCGACGUCCCCAGUCCAGACGACAUCGUUUUCAAUGCCCGCCGUGGCACUUCUCUGGCUCAACAGCAAUGAUCUAGCUUCCAUUUAUGUCCCUUUGUUUAAUUAUUCAUCUUCCUAAACUGCAUUGUUGUUCUUUUCUUCUCGGUUGUUGUGCUGAUCAUCUGUAGUUGUAACGUGUUACUGUUUGAAUGGAAU
This is a messenger RNA of Pisolithus orientalis, 2358 nucleotides long. RefSeq lists its product as uncharacterized. Lineage: Eukaryota; Fungi; Basidiomycota; Agaricomycetes; Boletales; Pisolithaceae. Bases 94 to 2235 code for a protein of 713 amino acids. The record is from RefSeq and is a predicted model, not a curated record. The transcript is spliced from 7 exons.